Messenger RNA from Lotus japonicus, 1966 nucleotides. RefSeq names its product cytochrome P450 85A. Gene Ontology annotation, molecular function: oxidoreductase activity, acting on paired donors, with incorporation or reduction of molecular oxygen; monooxygenase activity; heme binding. The transcript is spliced from 9 exons. Gene Ontology annotation, biological process: sterol metabolic process. The coding region runs from base 345 to 1739 and encodes 464 amino acids. The record is from RefSeq and is a predicted model, not a curated record. Lineage: Eukaryota; Viridiplantae; Streptophyta; Magnoliopsida; Fabales; Fabaceae.
UUAAUCAUUGUAAAUGCUUGUUGAGCUGAGUUGUGCACUCCCCUGAAAUUCUUCCCAAAAGGCAAUUCCUUUUUCCACUUUCCCCAAACCCCCACUUUAUUUUUGGGUGGUUUAUUUAUUUAUUUUUCAAUCUCCAAGGCCUACAUAUAGGGGAUGCCCCUGCCACUCUCCUUUAGAGUGGCAGUUUUUGUCUUCAUGGCUAUUCUUCUUAUGUGAAAAUGGUAGCUCAAGGGCUUAUAUAUAUGAGUAUGUGUGUGGUUCAUAAUACUUGUGGUGACUCCAACUGAAACAAGUUGUUACUAUCUUCAAUUCUCUGUGAGUUUGGGUUUGGAGUUGGAGCACCAAUGGCUAUCUUCUUCAUGGCAAUUUUUUGUGUGAUCUUGGUGCUCUGUUUUUGCUCUGCUCUCUUGAGGUGGAAUGAAGUGAGGUUCAGGAGGGAAGGUUUACCUCCAGGAACAAUGGGGUGGCCUGUUUUUGGUGAGACAACUGAGUUUCUCAAGCAAGGUCCAAACUUUAUGAAAAACCAGAGGGAAAGGUAUGGCAGUUUUUUCAAAUCCCACAUAUUGGGGUGCCCUACCAUUGUUUCCAUGGAUCCAGAGCUUAAUAGAUAUAUACUGAUGAAUGAAGCAAAAGGGCUUGUUCCUGGGUACCCACAAUCCAUGUUAGAUAUAUUAGGAAAAUGCAACAUUGCAGCUGUUCAUGGCUCCACUCACAAGUACAUGAGAGGGGCACUGCUUUCCAUCAUUAGCCCCACCUUGAUCAGAGAUCAGCUUUUGCCAAAAAUUGAUGAGUUCAUGAGAACCCACCUUAGUGAUUGGGACAACAAAGUCAUCAACAUUCAAGAGAAAACUAAAGAGAUGGCAUUUCUCUCUUCUCUGAAGCAGAUUGCAGGCAUGGAAUCAAGCUCAAUAUCACAGCCUUUCAUGUCAGAGUUCUUUAAGCUAGUUUUAGGAACUCUCUCCUUGCCUAUUAACCUUCCUGGCACAAAUUAUCACCAAGGGUUACAAGCAAGGAAGAGCAUUAUUAGCAUUCUGAGUCAACUACUAGAGGAAAGGAGAGCAUCCCAAGAUAGACACAUAGACAUGCUUGGAUGCUUGAUGGGAAGAGAAGAUAAUAGAUACAAACUAACUGAUGAGGAAAUCAUUGAUCUAAUUAUUACAAUUAUGUAUUCUGGUUAUGAAACUGUUUCAACCACAUCAAUGAUGGCACUGAAGUACCUCCAUGAUCAUCCCAAAGUUCUUGAAGAAAUCAGAAGAGAACAUUUUGCCAUAAGAGAAAGGAAAAGGCCAGAGGAUCCCAUUGAGUGCAAUGAUCUCAAGUCAAUGAGGUUUACCCGUGCGGUGAUUUUUGAGACCUCGAGAUUAGCUACAAUAGUCAAUGGGGUUCUGAGAAAAACAACACAUGACAUGGAACUGAACGGCUAUUUGAUUCCUGAAGGGUGGAGGAUAUAUGUUUAUACAAGAGAGAUAAAUUAUGACCCAUUUCUGUAUCAUGAUCCACUAAAGUUUAACCCAUGGAGAUGGCUGGGUAACAGUCUAGAGUCACAAAGCCACUUCUUGAUAUUUGGAGGAGGCACAAGACAAUGUCCAGGAAAGGAGUUGGGGAUAGCAGAAAUUUCCACUUUCAUACACUACUUUGUAACUCGAUACAGAUGGGAAGAAGUAGGAGGAGAUAAACUAAUGAAAUUUCCUAGAGUUGUGGCACCAAAUGGACUGCACAUAAGGGUCUCAUCUUAUUAAAUAGGCUUUGUAUAUGUACAUUAAUGAGAUAUAGUGCAUGUUUGGAGAUCCUUCUACGAUUGUUUCUGCUGUCAGAAUCAAUUUUGAGAAAAAAACUUAUAUGAGAAUCUUCUAAUUUCAAAAUAGCUUCUGAAGAAAGUGAAGUGGAUCCAAACAUGCUAAUAGUUUGUAUGCUAAUGAUGCUCUAACAAAUUAGAAAAUCUAUAAAGUUAGUUUCUUCCUCUUCA